GUGUGGAUUCUUUCUGUGUAUCACACGAGUGUGGAGAUCGCUUUAGACGCAUCGACAGAAGGCAGAAACCAUAGACCUAUAUAUUUCCUAUUUCAGUGGCAGAAACAGAAAGAAAUAAAAACUCUAUAAUCUUUGGGUUUUCCGGCAUAUUUUUUUAACUGACAACGUGCUCUUGGCAAAGAACUAGCCAAAAUCAAAAUUUUCUGUAUAGUCAAUUAAUGCAAAAUGGCGCAAUCUCCAAAACAACACUCUCCACGACCACAAUCACCUCCAAAUGGAACUAAAGCAAAGAAGCCGCGGAAACCGUAUGAAGAAAUCGGAGCUAUAUUUAACGGAAACGAAGUAAAAAUCCGAGUUCCUAAGAGCACGUCGAAGUCUCCGAAGCUGACACCAUCGCAGCUCAAGCUGCAGCAACUGUGCACGUGCGACGACGACGACUCGGUGUGCUCAGAGACCUGCGGUGCGGGUGCCGCGGGCGAUGAGAAUCAGCUGUUCUUCCAGAUACCGGAUGACAUUUGCGAGGCUACGUCGAACCGGAGCGCCAACAACUCCGAGCUCGUGUACAGCAAGAAGGAGCGGCACGCGGCGCUGUGCAACACAUGCAACGUCACGCCACCGGACGCGCCUAAAGGCGUCAAGGCUCACAAGGUGCUGCAUCCCAACAAGGAUGUGUUCGUCUUGAAAAUCGGCAAGCAGACUGAUGAACCUAACCGCACUGGUAACAUUGAGGUGGAAUUGGUGACGCCGCGCGCUCCCGCUCGGCCCAAGCCCCCCACGCACGCGUGUAAGGACAUCCAGUGCGAAGGACCCGAGGUCAGCUGCUGUAUGCCCUGCAAGCAGUGCCGCCCGUGCCGCAAGCGGAGGCGACUCCCACCCUGUUGCAUGUGACCGCCUGACGUAAGUUACAUCCCCAACGACUGGAACUUAUUUCAAGUAACCAGA
Molecule: messenger RNA, 942 nt
Organism: Leguminivora glycinivorella
Lineage: Eukaryota; Metazoa; Arthropoda; Insecta; Lepidoptera; Tortricidae
Exons: 4
Coding region: 226-888 (220 amino acids)
Source: RefSeq, a predicted model, not a curated record